UUUCCAAAGCCUUAUCGAGGGGGUAGAAAUAUAUUGAAAAUUAUCGAAAUGAAUAUCGAGUUUUAUGAGGCAAACAGUUGGUGUUACCGCUGCGCUGUGGUUAAAAACACUUUAACAAUUUAGACAGUUUAGAGAAAUAUCGUCCAGGUGCUUAGACAGAAUUUUAUUUACAUUCUUUCUCGGCAGUACCGCGUGGUACUUUUUCUGUUACAAACAUCCAGUGACAUUCGGGGGUUUCUCGUUUAUUUACAUCCCUAUAAGUGUGAACGGAUAUUCCACAUUCAACGCCAAAAAUGCUCGAUUGACAAUUUAAUCUUUCAACUGCUAAACACUCUCCAGUCAUUACGUUAUAUAUUUAAAAAUCCUUUCUUGGGCAAAAAAAAGUAUAGAAUAGUGAAAUAAGUUUGACGAAAAUUACAAUGGAGAUGGAUACGAAAGAAUUACAACAAGAUGGACUAAGAAUUGAUGGACGAAGACCUAAAGAAAUUCGAAAGAUUAAUAUAAGAUUAGGCGUUUUUGGACAGGCUGAUGGAAGUGCUUAUGUUGAACAAGGAAAAACUAAAGUUUUAGCAACAGUAUAUGGUCCUCAUCAGCCAAGGGGAUCGGCGGCAAAAAGUGUGUCAACAAAAUCAGUGAAGGGAAUAGUUAAUUGUCAGUAUAGUACAGCUGUAUUUAGUUUUGGAGCUGGUGAACGAAAGCGAAGACCAAGGGGCGAUCGAAAAUCAUUGGAACGUUCUCUUCAACUUCGUCAUGCAAUGGAGGCGAUUAUUCACUUGGAUCUUAUGGCACGAUCGCAAAUUGAUAUUUUUGUUGAAAUUCUACAAGUUGAUGGUAGUGAAUUUUGUGUUGCUGUCAAUGCCGCUACACUUGCUCUUGUUGACGCUGGUAUUCCAAUCAAAGAUUAUGCAGUGGGUUGUUCGGUGACAGUGGCAGAUAACGCAAUUUUAGAUGACAAAGGCACACAGAGAAUUGGACUUCUCGAUGCGAAUUACAUGGAAGAGUGCAUGCCUGGCGUAACAUUGUCAAUUGUUUCUCUACCAGGGCACAAUAUUGAAAUUCCAAUUGGAAACAGCGUUGUUGUUGUACAAGGUUCCGGUCAACGUCUCCAUUUAUCACGUUUGGAAAAUUUGAGAAUGAUGGCCGUCGAGGGUUGUCGGGAUUUAAGAACAAUUCUCGACGAAGCUGUCAAACAUCAUUUAAACAUCUAUUCUAGUCACACUGCCGAUUAAAUAUCUCAACAGUAAAAUAUUCCAUUUUAAAAAACUUUUAUUUUACUUUAUAAAAAAUAAAUAACUUUUAUAGGAAAUGCCAAUUAA
Leptopilina heterotoma is the source of this 1316-nucleotide messenger RNA. RefSeq names its product exosome complex component RRP41 (gene Ski6). Gene Ontology annotation, cellular component: cytoplasmic exosome (RNase complex); nuclear exosome (RNase complex); nucleolus. The record is from RefSeq and is a predicted model, not a curated record. The transcript is spliced from 5 exons. Gene Ontology annotation, biological process: U4 snRNA 3'-end processing; rRNA catabolic process; nuclear mRNA surveillance. Lineage: Eukaryota; Metazoa; Arthropoda; Insecta; Hymenoptera; Figitidae. The coding region runs from base 420 to 1229 and encodes 269 amino acids.